GGGAAACCCUCUACCUUGCGCAUGUGCCUGGGCGGGAGUGAUGACGGAGCGCGAUGGCGGCGGCGAACUGCUCUCUCCGUGUGGACAGGCGAUUGAUCGACGCCAACUUCGACAGUUACCGGCUGUCGCUGGAGCCGCUGCCCACCUACGCUGUGGAGCUGGAUGGCGCUGUAGCCGAGGUGAAACUGCGAGAGGACCAGUAUACUUUGGACCAUAUGCGUGUUUUUGGCAUGUACAAUUAUCUGCACUGUGAUAGGUGGUAUCAAGAUAGUGUCUAUUAUGUUGAUCAACAUGAGAGAGUAAUGCACUUGGCUGUCACGUUGGAUACAGCAAUUAGCAAGCCCAGGGAGGUGUUCCGGCUCUCAGCAGAAAUUAAAUCAUGUGACACCUUGGUCUGUGCUUCGAUGCAUUUUACAUCACCUACAUGGGCAGCCUUGUCAGAUGGAACAGGAAGGCUGUACCUUCUCAAAACAAACAAUCGUGGACCAAAUAACACUGACAAAUGGGAGAUAAUGUUCCAACAAGAACUGGGAGAACCCUUUGUGAUAAUCCAUAGUCAUUCAUUUGUAAAAGACAACACUAACUUAAUAGAUGUUGUUUUACUCAAGACAGAGAAAGAUGAAUCUAACGUCAAGGGAAGUGGGUUUCAUUCAGCAAUUGAUUGGCUAACCAUUACUUGUGAGAAUAAUGAGAAUAAAUAUGAAGUAUCACGGCACAGAACUCUGAUUGGAGUACAAGCUCCACACUACGCAGCUGUAGAGCAGGACGGAGCUGGCUUGGUGAUAGCUUCUGACCAGCCCUUCAGGUUCAUGCAGAUUGAUGGGAAACCUGUAGAGGAAAAGAAAGUGGAGAAAAUGGACACGAGUGAAAAGAAAGUGUAUUAUUGGCAACAGACAGAUGAAGACCUGACUGUAAAUAUUCAGCUAAAAGAAAACACAACGAAACAGAACAUCGAGUUCCAUUUGUCAGCGGAUCACUUGCAUGUUGGAGUAAAAGGACAAGUCAUCUUCAUAGAAGGCCAGCUGUUCUCUUCAGUUGACCACAGUGAGAGCACUUGGACCAUUACAGAAAAUAGGUUAGAAAUUCUCAUGAUAAAGAAGAAUAAAGGAGUGAUGUGGCCAGAAGUAGUCAUUGGUGACAGAGGAGGUGAAUGCAUCGUGAAUCCUAGUCAAACAUCUGAACUGAAUGAACGUUUAUUAAACCUAACCUCUGAAGAACUGAAUGCAGAUCCUGAAAGAGGCAAGCAACCCUGCAAUGCUCAGGAGCUGGAAGAAUGUGACCGCUUCCCCGAGGAUACCUCCAGUUUAACACGAUUUGAUAGCAACACCCUGAAAGCAACACAUGUGGUGAAUCUGAGCAGCCAUCAGUACCUGUUCACGGCUGUGGUGAAUCCAGCCGAAAUGCCAUGCUUGUGCCUGCGCCAUGAUGUCGAUGCACUUCUGUGGCAGCCGCACACAAAACAAGAGGACAUGUGGGAGCACAUUGGGACGUUCAAUGCACUGGGCUAUGUCCAAGCAUCCAAGCGUGAGAAGAAGUUUGGCACUUGUGCUCCUGACCACUCGUAUGCUGCUCUGUGUGAAUGCUUCCGACGGGUCUUCAUCUAUCGUCAGCCCUCACCUGUCCAAACCGUGCUGUACAACCGAAAGGAAGCCAGGCAUGUAGGGCAGGUUGCCAAGCAGCAGGUUGCAAACUUGGAAACCAAUGACCCAGUAUUGGGCUUUCAAGCUACAAAUGAGAGGCUGUUUGUUUUAACAACAAAAACUUUGUUUGUAAUUAAAGUAAAUGCUGAUGGCCCUCAGUAAAACCAUUGCGAUAAUUCACAGGCUUUGGGACUCUAUGUAAAGCCAUUUGUUACAGUUCUAAUUUAGAUAAGCUUUCCAUAAUUACAAAACACAUGCUGUUAUCUGUUCAUGUAGCUCUGGUUAUCUGAAUUAUUACAGGCUUUAUUCCUUUCAGCAGAUCACUGCACAAAUGCAGCAGAUUGUGUUACUUAAAUUGCACAUCUUAGUGAUGCAUAAUUAAAAGUGGUUUCACACUUUGAAAUGCAAAUAUGAAGUUUCAGUUUGUGCACCAAAAAUGCUUUGUGUGCAACCCUGCUGCCUCAGAGUAGAGAAUAAUGUAUCUGUGGAGUCUGUACCUCUUCAGAGUAUGAUGUAUGGCCUCUCAAGACCCAGAGAUUAGUCUAGCUACUACUUGGGGCUGAAAAUUAAAAAAAACAAACUGCAGAUGCUGGAAAUCUGAAAUAAAACCAGAAAAUGCUAAAAAUUCUUAGUAGGUCAGGCAGAAGCUCGUGAAAGAGAAACAGAAUUAACAACGGAACUUUUGUAAAGGUAAUGCUGCACCUGUGCGUGCAAAUGUUGCCUGACUUGCUCAGCAUUACCAAUAUUUUCUGGUAUUCCUAUACUACUUGGAGCACCUCACAACUGGUAUACAUCACAGAUCCUUGAUUUUGCAAAAACUGUGACCCCCGUGCCCAUUAAGGACUAUGUCAGUGUCAAGCACCUUUCGCUACUUUUUAUAGCAAACAACAAUUAACUCAGAUUGGAUCAAUCAGAAGUGCGCUUAUUUUACUUGCUGAAAGGGAAGACCAUCACUGCAGAAGAGCUGGUGAUAGCUUUGGGGGAGAAAAAGGACCACAUAAUCACUCCUUUAUACCUAAACGUUAGCUUCAGUUCAAGGACAUCUGCAUAAUCAGUGUUCUUGGCAUUCUUCCAUUAACAUAAUCUGCUUGUCUUUCUGCAUUUUGUCAUAUACUCAAGAUCCAUCAGUAUAAUGUUGCAUGAACACAAUUAGCAAAGCACUCUGGUACAAUACAGGUUCCAUUUUGUUACUACAAGUAAAAUACAUUUUCACGUUCCCUCCUUUUUGUCAUUUCAUGACAACUCUACAUUUCACCAAAUACAGUAAUUGAAAUAUGUAUAUACGUAUAUAGCAAUGAUGCGGUUUCAAAGCUCUAAGUGUCUAAUAAUUCUCUAAGAAUUAUCUCUUUUUAUCCGUCCACUUCAAUGAAUACCCAUUCCUUUCUUUAAUAUUCUCUCCUUCAUCCUGUUAUUUCACACAAAACUCAUAAAAGAAUUAUCAAACAUUAUUAUAAUACCAAUAGUUAUACCUUUUGCCCUCCCUGGGCCUCCUGUCCCAUGAUCCUCUCAUAUUCCUUUUGCCCUCCCUGGGCCUCCUGUCCCAUGAUCCUCUCAUAUCCCUUUUGCCUCCCUGGGUCUCCUGUCCCGUGAUCCUCUUAUAUCCUUUUGUCCUCCCUGGGCCUCCUGUCCCAUGAUCCUCUCAUAUCUUUUUUGCCCUCCCUGGGCCUCCUAUCCCAUGAUCCUCUCAUAUCCCUUUUGCCAAUCACCUGUCCAGCUCUUGGCUCCAUCCCUCCCCCUCCUGUCUUCUCCUAUCAUUUUGGAUCUCCCCCUCCCCCUCCCACUUUCAAAUCUCUUACUAGCUCUUCCUUCAGUUAGUCCUGACAAAGGGUCUCGGCCCGAAACGUCGACUGUACCUCUUUCUAGAGAUGCUGCCUGGCCUGCUGCGUUCACCAGCAACUUUGAUGUGUGUUGCUUGAAUUUCCAGCAUCUGCAGAAUUCCUCGUGCUUAAGUUAUACCAUAGUACAGAAUAGUUGCCCACCAUCCUCCCAGCGCUUUGAAUGGUCACUAUCCUCCUCCCUGAGUAUAAUAGCAUUCUUUCUGCAUUGCUACUGUACAAACAGCCAUUAGUUCUGCCGGCAUCUUGGACGUAAUCAAGGGCAAAUGUAGUUUCAUUUGCUAACUUCUCCAAAGCUGAAGUUACGUUAAUCAGUUCCCAGGGCAAUCUCACAGUCCCACAUUCCAGAAAGGCCAUCAUUCAGAAUCUCUCUGCCUCUGUAAUGGAUCUUUGGUGCUGAGGAUGGUGAGGUAAUGAUGCCAACUGUCAUUUGUGGGGGACUAAUUAGGCAAGAUAACCAGCAGCCCUCCACUUCCCCUCCUACUCGGGAAACAUGCACGGCAACCACAUACCCAAUAAGUGCCAUUCAGCAGACACGGAGUAGUGAGAUUUGUCAAUUCCAUGCAUGUGCCUUUACUGCUGCUCAGAUAGAGGUCCUUGCCCUUUCAAGUGCAGUGACGGGUUAUCUGAUCAAUGCCCUUGGCCACUGUGCUGGACAGUUUCAUACUUAUUCUGGCUAUGCCAAUCAUGCUUAAAGUGGGGAACGUGCCAUCCAUUAAAGCGCUCAUAAUGGCAAUCCGUGUCUGUCCUGUCCUGCCCAUGCUGCAAGUCUCCCCUCUCCACGCUACUGAUGUUGUCCAAGGGAAGGGCAUUAGGACCCAUACAGCUUGGCACCGGUGUCGUCGCAGAGCAAUGUGUGGUUAAGUGCCUUGCUCAAGGACACAACAUCCUGCCUCAGCCAAGGCUCGAACUAGUAACCUUCAAAUCACUAGACAAACACCUUAACCACUUGGCCACGCCAAGUAUAUACCAAGACUUCAGUUAGUUCCAGCAUUGCCAGUACGAACAGGGCGAUCAGUGUGGUGUUGAGGGUUCUUGUUUUUAUUGGCUCACAGUGCGAGAUGUGUAUCCACGAUGGUUUCCCUCUUACCUUGAUAGCUAUAUUAGUCACCACCAGUACCCAGAAUGGUCCUUAAAACCGAGGUUUCAAAUAAUUCUUCCUCUUAGAUGUCCAGACAGCCAUGUAAUAUCCAGGCUCUACGUUGCGACACUUUGUGUCAGCCAUCGGUUGUUGUGCUUCCUUCACCUGUUGAUACUUGGUGCUACUUUUUGUCAAGAAUACACAUUAGGCCAACAUCCUUUCAUCCAAGUUAUGUAUGUCAGUUUACUUAACUCCUCGUGGUGCAUCAGACGUCAGGCACAAUGACUGUCCCAUUAUGAUUUUGUGGGGGAACAACUGAGUGGAUCUAUUGGCUGUGGCCCUAAUUGUCAUAAGGACCAAAGGUAAUAUGUUUCCACCUUAAUGAAGUUUCCUCAUACAUUUUACCAAGCUUGUUUUUAAUCAUUCCAUUCAUCUAUUGAGGUUGCCGACUGAGGAUGGUAGCUACAAUGGAAAUGUUGGCCAAUCUAUAAGGCCUUGCAUACUACUGUUACUUUCCCAGUAAAGUGUGUACUGUUGUUGCCAGACAGUGUCCAAGGGAUCCCAAACCUUGGGGUGAUUUCCUUCAAUAAAUAUUUAGCCACUGUAAUUGCAUCAUUCUUUCUACAAGGAAAUGCUUCAACCCAUCAUGGAAUAAAAAUAUCAAUAAUGAGCAAUGCAUAUUUCUAUCCUUCACACGGAGGUAAUUCUACAAAGUCCACCUGUAAAUACAAGAACGGUCCAUCAGGGGAUGGAGUAAGAUCUGUCCACCUUCACUAGUUUCCUUGGAUUUUAAUAAAAUACAUAUCAUACAUUGUUCACAAACUUGAUUUACAGCUUCCGAUAAACCAGGGGCAUGCCAUGUUUGAUUUGUACGAUCUAUCAAUCU
This is a messenger RNA of Mobula hypostoma (lesser devil ray), 5442 nucleotides long. It is a transcript of the gene nudcd1, whose product is annotated as NudC domain containing 1. The transcript is spliced from 10 exons. Bases 54 to 1802 code for a protein of 582 amino acids. Lineage: Eukaryota; Metazoa; Chordata; Chondrichthyes; Myliobatiformes; Myliobatidae. The record is from RefSeq and is a predicted model, not a curated record.